AUGUCCGCACGACAAGUGAUUGUAGUUGAGGUAGCUCCGUCACCUAACCAAAAUUACGACCAUCUGUCCCUGGAGGAGAAGAUCGAUCGUGCAGAGAGCAAAAUCGAAGAUCUGCGAAGUGAGAUGAGCAGCCUGGAUCAGGAAAUAAACAAGCUGGGUCGGAAGACAAAAAAGUUAGAGAAGAGCAACGACAGAUUCGAGGAUGUCCUAUACAGAGAAGAAUGGGCAUCGAGAAGGGCCGUAUUGAGCGGGUUCCAGGCGUUGGAGCAAGGCGAGAAGACGGUCCUAAAGAACGAGAAACGGCUGCUUGAAAUGGACGUCAAGUCUCUGGAGUUAAGAAAGGAGUUGCGAGAAUGGGAACUUUACAGAGAGGGCCUGAAGACUAGUCAAGAGGAGAUGAGGUUUGACGAGUGGAUGAAACGUGAGGAGGGAUUGGCGUAUGAGGAUUGGAAAAAGAGUAAGUACAGUCGAGACUAG
Fusarium musae is the source of this 477-nucleotide messenger RNA. RefSeq lists its product as uncharacterized. The transcript has a single exon. The record is from RefSeq and is a predicted model, not a curated record. Lineage: Eukaryota; Fungi; Ascomycota; Sordariomycetes; Hypocreales; Nectriaceae. Bases 1 to 477 code for a protein of 158 amino acids.